This is a messenger RNA of Exophiala dermatitidis NIH/UT8656, 2283 nucleotides long. RefSeq lists its product as uncharacterized. NCBI's taxonomy places the organism in Eukaryota, Fungi, Ascomycota, Eurotiomycetes, Chaetothyriales, Herpotrichiellaceae. The coding region runs from base 1 to 2283 and encodes 760 amino acids. The record is from RefSeq and is a predicted model, not a curated record. The transcript has a single exon.
AUGCAAAGCUUACUCAAGAUGUUCAACUUGUCCAAUGCUCCAACCGUCCCACUGGACGAGGAGGAACUGAGCGGGGAGGCUGAUGAGCCGCCAGACGAUCGGCUGUCCCCUCUCAACACGCAGUUCAGUCGAGAUGCUCUUUACGGCAGAUCUACCGCGCCUAUAAACCCUCGGCGUGAGUCGUUACUGACUCGUGCCAUCAUGGCGGAAUCGAAGCAUGAAGAAACCUCGACUGUGUCAACAAGUGUCUCCCGUGGCCUAUCAACGACUUCUUCGCACAGCACCGGCAGCAUGGCUUCUACCGCAGAGCUGACCAGCGACGGCGAUGUCACAAGCCCUUCACGAUCGACCACCCCCAGCCCUCCUCCUCCACCCGGUCGGUUCUCUCAGCUCCUUGGACACAGGAAACAAGGACUACCGACCUCCAAAGUGGUGAUUGCGCCUGUCACGAAGGAUGACAAACCCGCCGUCGCUGAUGUCGGCGAGGCUGCGGUAGAGAAGACGCUCGGACGGAAGCGUUGCAUCAUGUUUGCUUGCGCGGAGCCGGAUUCGGAGAAGAGCAAAGACAAUGUCUCGUCCACUAAAGAGGCUUCCGCCGAGCCAGAAGUCCCUAAGCGGAAGUGCAUGCUCACCUUUGCCUGCCCCACUCGACCGAGCUCCGACGAGAAGACGCCCGCUUCUUCGAAACUUGGAGUCGAGCAGAAAUCUUCGCGUCGUCCCUCUCCUGCACCGACUCCUGCGUCCACGCGCAGAGCAAACUCUGGAUCUGCAGAUCUUUCUGGACGAUCAGUCGAAACUGCCAAGCCGUCAUCCCCUGAGCGCCUUCGACCUAAUCCUCCCCCACAUCAGCCGUCCUUCCAUGAAUUUGGCAGUUCUCAUGACGAGACUGAUUCAUGGGUUGACAGACCGACCACCCACAAAACUAAGCUUACGCUAGAUGAUUGCAUGAAGAAGGAAAUACGUAUCCGGGACAUCGGUCGGGAAGCCGAGGAGGAGGCUGAAGAAGAAGAACGUGAGCAAGAAGAACUCGAGGCGGAGCUUGACGACAAUGACAAUGAAGACGACUUUGCUCCCUCGGACGAUGGCACCGCCUCUGAUGGAGGUAACGAGUCCGAUGACGAAGGCGGAUUUGCUGACUCGGAUGACGAGAGUGAUGCCGGCUCUGACUAUCAGUUCUGGGCGCCCUCUAACAACUUCGCUCGCGGCAGUAUGGAGCAUAUGAACCUACGUCACUUCAGCUCCCGUCAGCAUUCACCUGCAAGCUCGAUCGAGUCGUCGACUCACUGGGGCAGUCCACAUCUUCAUUCCAGAAGAAGACAGAUCCAGCGAUGGCGGCAGCGCGCAGGCCAGGCUGUGCGGAUGAGGCCUGGGACUCCAGAGUUGCCGGACAGCACUGAUUUCGUCUGCGGGACCUUGGACGAAGAUCGGCCACUGGAGGCAGCCUAUAUUUCCUGCCGUGAACAGAAGAAACGAGAAAAGCACAUUCCAGUUCCGCAGGACAUUGAUCCGAGCUUUCCUACCACCGAUCCGGACGAGGAGGAGGAUGAGUGCGAUGAAGAGGACGUUGAUGAGUUGCACCACAGCUCCGAUGGUGCUCGUUGGCUGCAAGGUCAAUUCACCGGCUUCGAGAGUGAUACGCGGGGACGUCGCAAAUCGCCAGUCUUAUCGCCUGGGCCCCACUCGCCAAUGGGACAGGCUGCCCUCCAUUCAAGGCCGGAGCACCGGCGUGGAACUCUUCGUUCACCACCUCCGCCGAAGCAUGCCGUUGCACGGUCCCCACCGCCUGCACGCAAACUUUUCGGUCAUUCUCCGACAAGACUCCGGUCGCCUCCUCCCGCACGGCUUCGAUCGCCCCGUGGGUCUCCUACCUACGUAGGGUUCCCUGCAAGGAUGGGCACCAGGGGUCUCGCUCAACGGCCCAACAUGGAACGCACUGCAUCACUUCCAGAUACACCCAAUCCAUUUUUCAAGAACUUCAACAUCGGCAGUCCUUCCAUCUCUAAUGUGGCUUCUGGAGCGGUUACACCGGUGCCUGAAGGAGUUCCUCGACUAGACAUGCAUGUCCGUGGACCGGUUGACAUUGUCAUGGGACUGGAGAAGAAACGCCAGAAACGGAAACAAAAAUAUCUGCGCCAGCAUUGUCGCAAGAUGAAAGAACAGGCGGAACGCAGGCCAGCUCCCGGCCGUGGUGCCGAAAGGAUGAAGGAACUUGGUCUUGAGUGUGCUGAACGUAUGAAGGGAUACGGCGUCGGUCAACAAACGCAGUUGGUGCUUUCGCUCUAG